This is a messenger RNA of Naegleria fowleri, 3027 nucleotides long. RefSeq lists its product as uncharacterized. The transcript is spliced from 5 exons. The record is from RefSeq and is a predicted model, not a curated record. Gene Ontology annotation, biological process: protein phosphorylation. Gene Ontology annotation, molecular function: ATP binding; protein kinase activity. The coding region runs from base 1 to 3027 and encodes 1008 amino acids. Lineage: Eukaryota; Heterolobosea; Eutetramitea; Acrasida; Naegleriidae.
AUGAAAUCAAAACUCAAAGACUCAAACCUCCAACCACAAUCCAAUCAACGAGAUCAAGCUCUUCUCCUUCUUCAAUCCUCUCCUAGUGUUCUCAUUUUGAAACAAUUUCCAAACUCUCUUCUGAGUGAUCGUUCUUUCAUUCUUUCUGCCAUCCAGCACUUCCAAGCACAAACGCUUCAAUUUGCUUCUCCCGAUCUUCAAAAUGAUCCACAAGUAGUAUUGACAGCCGUUCAACGUGAUGGUUCUGUUCUGGAAUUUGCCUCCAAAGAAUUGAAAGGAAAUUUUCAAAUCGUGAUGGCAGCAGUGCAACAGUAUGGAGAAGCUCUUGAAUUUGCAUCUCCUGAUUUGAGAAAUCAUGAACAAGUUGUGUUGGAAGCAGUGAAACAAAAUAAGAAGGCGUUGAGAUUUGCUACCGAAGAGUGUCGUUCGAAAAUAUUGAAAAAACAAGAAAAACAACAAGCCAUGAUUCGAGAAGGUGAAGUUAGUGAUGGUUCUUCUUUGAAGGGUGGUGUGAAAAAGUUGACAAGUCGUGACAAGGAUAUGACAUGGCAGAAUCUAUUUCCAGAUCAAGAUUUUAUGAUUCAUUCCAACACAACGACUCAGAAUGUUCAAUUACUGAACCAUCCACAAGAAUCGAAAAACAGAGAUUUAAAACUCUCAUCUCGAAUGUUUCCCGAUUCUUUCGUUGGAAAUUCUCAUUCUAUGCCGAGUAUUCAAACUACUUCUAAACCCACCACCACAAUGGAUCAACAUUUACAAGGAACAUCUAUGCAAGAUCACUAUGUGAACUUUUUAAAAACAAAAUAUGAUAUCAAAUCAUUUAUAGCGAAAGGAGCAUUUGGAUAUGUCUAUCAUGUUGUGGAAAAAAAGAAGAAUCAAGAGCGAGCUCUUAAAAUAUUGAAGACCAGUGAUGAGGAAAGUAUUAAUGAGGCAUUUAAGGAAGCGAUGGUCAUGACUUCGAUUUCACAUUCUCAUAUUGUUAAAGUUUAUGAUGCAUUUCUUGUACUAUCAGGUGUGAAUACUAGUGUUGGUAUUGAGAUGGAAUUGAUGAAGGGAAGCUUGCAAUCAGAAUUUCUUAACAAGGAGGUGAGAUUGUCUGAAACCACGUUGCGACAACUGACAUUACAACUUUGUGAUGCAUUGACAUUUAUGAUCGAAAAGGAUAUCAUCUUACAUCGUGACAUCAAACCAGGAAACAUUCUUGUAAAACACUACUCCAUUCCUCAAGAAAUCAUUCAUGUCGCGCUGGCAGAUUUUGGUGUAUCCAUCUCUCUCCAAAACCAUUUAUCAACCACUGGUUCUCUUGUUGGUACCAGUUUAUUUCUAGCUCCUGAAAUAUUGGAAUGUCAAAGGUUUUCCGCAGCGAGUGACAUGUUUGCUCUCGGUGUGAGUUUGUAUCAACUCAUGACCUUGGAUACAGUGACAGGUCUGGCACAUGUAGUUCGUUCUGGAAUGGAUAUGAAACAACUUGUGACCACUCAAUUGCAAAAGCAGAAGGUUGAUUCUCAAUAUUCGAAUGACUGGAUUGAAUUGGUAGUGAGUAUGUUGGUGUUGGAUCCAAAACAACGAAUUUCUUCAAGAGAGGUCAAGAAAAAGCUUCUUGAAAUGAAAAGAAAACCAUUUGGAAAGAAUUCACACCCUAAAACAAAAUUCGUGAUGACGAGUCAAGCCAAUCUUGAAGAACAACAUGAUGAUGAUGAACAACAACAACAACAACAUCAGCAACUCCUCUCCUGCAUUCCUUCACCAUCAUCUAGUGGACUAUGGCAUCCAUUAACUACAAUGAACAACUGCAACAACAACACUCCUCACACUCUCUCAUCGAAUGCUCGAACGACUGACGUCACAUCAAGUUCUUCUGUCUCAGAACAACAACCACCACCAUCCAUUCCUAUCACGACUCCCAUCACUAAUACCAAUACUACUACUUGUCCUAUCACAACUGCCCAAGAAGAACAACAAUCGUCAUCCUUUUCCUCUUCCUCCCCUAUGGAAGAACAACAACAAUCGUCAUCCUUUUCCUCUUCCCCUUUGGAACCUCUUUAUUCACAUAAGAGUCAUCAAACCACGGUGAGAAUGUUCGGAUCUUUCUGUUAUUCCUCCUAUGUGAGUCUCUUUCUCUCCUUAUUCAUUGUGAGUGCAAGUUUGGCUCAAAGUUUAUGUGAAGCAUUGAUCUACAAUGAGCCUCAUUAUAGAAAUACUUUAGUUCCAAUCCUUCCUCGAGUAUUGAUCUAUAUUCCUCUUGGAUUGAGUCUCUUGUAUUAUUGGAUCAUGGUAUUUCGGUGUUCCACAUUCAAAUACUUGAGGAAUCAUCAAAAUGAAGAGAAUACUUAUGAAUAUAUUGAAAGAAUUCGACAAACGAAACCUCUGAUUACGAUGGAAAUUGAAUGUUAUCAUUAUGAGACGAUUACUGAAAAAUACACAGAUCAUGCAGGAAAUAAACAAACGAGAAUCAGAGAGGAGAAAGAUACGACGUAUCGAGAAGAACGAAAUUUUGAUUUCAUGUUUCAUAGAGAUGUUUCUCAACCUUUCAUACUUGGUGGUACCAAUAAGGAAUACAUCAAAGUGAAAAUGAAAAAUAUUAUUUUCAUGGAAAAUCAAGAAACCAAAACAGCUUUCGAUCAGGCAAGAAUGGAUCUUCAGAAUCGAGGAAGAGAUUCAAACAUGAAUUACUACGAGAAAUGGGAACUUCCAGGUUUCAAAAAGAAGUUAUUGGCAAAGGUUUGUCAUGAAUCUGGACAGCAGCAGAAUGAAACAACAAGUUUUUUCUUCUCAUUGCCUUGUUAUUUACUCAUGUCCUUGUUCAUGUUGAAUUUCUUGUAUCGAUUUAUUUUUGACCACAAGACAGACAUUCAGGAAUAUGAAGUGGUGAAAGAGAUUUCUGUUGUACCUUUUCCAGUUGCGAUGGAUACAGCAACCACCACCACCACCGCCACAGCCACUGCAACGAAAUUUGAUCCACAAUUCUACACAUACAAUCAAGAUCAGAUGUUGGAAUAUGUUCCACCUCAAGUCAUUCAAUCUUGA